AUGUGUGGCCUACAAACAACUAUAGAACGGUUCACCACCCUCGCAUUCUUGGUCAGUAUACAUAGACCUCGUGUGCUCUCGACCGUAGCGCAACCAGAUUACUUUCUUUUGGCAUCGAAAGCGUUCCAGCGAUCACAACCAAUAGGCCAUCGUAGUCGCCAAGCGGGUCUCAUUGAAGUGCGAACGCUGUUGGCAAUCUCCUCACGAGCCAUCAAAGAAGGCAUGAAGACGAUUGAUGUGAGACGAUGGGAAUCGAAGGUCAGAUUCCAGCCUUUGGGUCAUUGA
Messenger RNA from Pseudocercospora fijiensis CIRAD86, 285 nucleotides. RefSeq lists its product as uncharacterized. The record is from RefSeq and is a predicted model, not a curated record. Lineage: Eukaryota; Fungi; Ascomycota; Dothideomycetes; Mycosphaerellales; Mycosphaerellaceae. The transcript has 2 exons. The coding region runs from base 1 to 285 and encodes 94 amino acids.